CAGUUCACUCACUUUUCUCGUCACGUUUGCACCGCACCGUCGGCGAUCCAAUUUCAAUCCAAAUGAACAUAAAAUAAAAAAAAAAACAAUAAUGACGCCUCAAUGUAAUCCAAUCUUUCAUUAUACGAAACAACCUUUAUUAACGCCGCCUCAGAAUCAGGCGACAGUUUUCGCUCAGACUCAGACUGAGCCGAGAAAGUUGCGGAAAAGUGUUCGAAAGUUUCGCGCGAAAAACCGUAUUAAAUGCGUUAUAGUAGGCGACAAACAGGUGGGAAAAACUUCUUUAGCUGUGUCGUAUAGUAAUGAUAGUUUUCCUAGCGAAUAUGUACCCACUGCUUACGAUAACUAUAAUGUGGACGUACUAGUCGAUGGAAAACCAAUUAGACUGGAAAUCUGUGAUACAGCCGGAGAGGAUAACGUCGGUGGACCACUCAGACGUCUCUGCUAUCCAGGCGCUGACGUUUUCAUGCUCUGUUUCUCAGUGGUCAACCCUUCAUCAUUCAAAUCAGCUUGGGAACGAUGGGCAGAUGAACUAACCAGACUCGGAGUACCCGUGGUACUUGUUGGUUGCCAAGCUGACUUAGUCAACGACUUGGAGGCUUUAAAUCAUCUCAGACGACAAAGACAAGCAACAGUUCCUUUGAAUCGAGCCAGAGAGCUGGCAAGGAAACUCAAUUCCACGUACGUGGAAACUUCUGCGAAAACUUGCAAUCAUCUUAAGGAGGCUUUUGAUGAAGCUAUAAUUACUGCUUUGAAGCGGAGGCACGAAAACGAGAGGAAGAAAUGGUGGACAAAAUUGUGUUGUUGGAAGUAACAAUAGAUUUUCAUAAUGAUGAAAACAUUAAUUUGUAUUAAAAGUGUGAUAUAUUUUUUUUUGUAUAUUAUGUAUUUGCGUCCGUAUAUGCUUAAAUUUAUAUUGUCUGAUGAAUAUUCAUUUGAUAGUCAAAAUUUUAUCUCCAUAUAUUGCCCCAUUAAACAAGUUUCAGGAAAUAUCUUGUUGGCAGUUAAAUUUUUGAAUUUAUAAUCUUGAACCAUUAUUAGCAUUUCUUCGAAUUAAUUUGUUAGUUGGACCAAUUUUUGUAUUUUUCAAAAAUUUAUGAAGUAGACUUUUUUAAACGCAUAUAUUUAAUAAGGUCAUCUUCAGAACAUUACCUAUUAUAUCAUGAAAAAGUACCUACAGUAAAAUGUGGUUAAAUAUUUACAAGAUAAAAUCAUGGCCUACUUGGAUGUUUUUGAAAUAAGAUAGGCGUUUUCAUUUUUAAGCUUGCUCCCAGACAAUAAUCUUUUUAAUAGCUUUAUAAUAUAAUUAUUUUAUUAUUAGUAUUUUUUAAUUAUAAAUUUAAAUUUAUGAUGGAUUUAAUUUAAUUAGUAUCGGUAAAAUGAUAUGGGGACUGAUGACAAUUUUUUUUACAAAUAUUUGUAUAAUAAAUUAUUGUAUUUUGACAUGUGAUUUUUGCUCAUAUUUAUAUAAGUAUGUAAUCUUCCAUUAUUGCAUGUGAUAUGUUUUAAGUUUGUUUAUAAUAAUUUUUGAAAUCAAAUUGUAAAACUUAAUUAUUGUGUGUUUAUUAAGAAACCUUUUUUAAGUCAAUUUUCAUCUUUUACUAAAUCCUUUUAAAAUGCUCUUGAAAAGGGUUUUGGAACGUUCUAGAUGGCUUAUUGAAGUUCUAAAGUGUUGCAACUUGGCUUGAAGAGUUCUGGAGCAUUCUAGAAAAUUUUCUGUAAUUUAUAAUAAACAG
Messenger RNA from Ceutorhynchus assimilis (cabbage seed weevil), 1736 nucleotides. The record is from the annotation of a GenBank genome assembly. NCBI's taxonomy places the organism in Eukaryota, Metazoa, Arthropoda, Insecta, Coleoptera, Curculionidae.